AUGACCACUUCUAGCCCAUCUGGCUUACGCCCAAGGGCAUGCGACAGGUGUCGUCGGAGAAAAGCAAAGGUAUCGGUCCGUGAUCAAAUUGAGAAUGGCCCAACUGACCGGUACUACCAGUGUGACUGCUCUAGCCCAUCCUCAAUUUGUAGCAGCUGCCAACUGGCUCACUUGACUUGCACCUUUGACUUGCCGAUCGCGAGACGCGGGCCCAAGACUAAGCGACAGAGAUCGAUUGCGGCAGUCUAUCCGAAUGUGCUUCAAAGCCCCCCGCAACCAUUACGGCAGGUCUCAGAACAUGGGCCCAUAUCACAGCAUCCAUUCUCCUCGGUUUCAGAUGCUGUUUCAUUGGAGCCGUGGGAUACCACUCUGUCGGUUCUUGACCCAGCAUUAUCCCCUGAAACGGUACAUACGGUUCACUCGGCCAUCUCCAACCCGGCUUCCAGCAGGAUAACCUCGGCUUUGCAAAGGUGGCAUAACCUGGAACAAGAUCUUGGAGGACAGGAUUCCUCUACAAGCCUGGAACGGAUUGUCAAUCGGUGCUUUGAACUAUUCUUUGAAUAUCUAUACCCAUUGACUCCGCUGGUUCAUGAGCCCAGUCUGCGAGAUGGCCUGGGCUUUUUUGUGACCCAAGGGAGGAUCUCACGAUCUGAUGGUCUCAUCUACGGACUUGACAGUCUUAAAUACCCGGAUAUCUGGCCAGACUUUACUUUUACUCUUAUCACAGCAGUUUGUGCAGAAGCUGCUUUUCUCCUUCCAAAGGAUAUCUUUCCCGAGGGUGAGAGUCUAGCGGAUCCAUUUCUUCAAGCCUCCAGAAAUUGUUUGACUACUUAUUUGGAAGCCGAUCUCGAGUACCCGAAUGCUAAUUCGGUUGCCAUCCGGUACUUUCAUUCGAACUGCAUGCAUGCAGCCGGCAAACCAAGGUUGUCGUGGCAUAUAUUCGGGGAAGCAACCCGAUUGGCGCAAGUUAUGCAGAUGCACGAUGAAGAAUCGUUACAAGGUCUCACCGUUCUUGAGGCUGAGUUCCGUCGACGUGCAUUCUGGAUUGCCUAUAUUGGCGAUAAGUCUGCUGCAAUAUUGAACAAUCGCCCAAUCACGAUUCACAAAUAUUCAUUCGACUCGGGCAUCACAAUCGGCUAUCCCACAGGUAUCGAAGAAAACACAAUUGUGACGCCAGGCAGUGGAGUUUCAGACGAGGAGAGCACUGGUAGAAGCUUCAUUGUGGGAUUCAAUGCCAACAUAAGAUUGUGGCAAAGUGCUUCGGACUUGAUACUUGAAAUGCGACUAUUGGAUAGUAGCCAAAAAAGUGGGAGCCUGCUUCCUCGUCAGCCACCCACCGCCGAAGAAAUUCAUCGGCUUGAUCACCUAUACGUGCUUUUUGCGACGUCCUUGGAUGACCUGCCUCGCUUUUUACAAUAUGACCAGCUCAUGACAGAGACCAAUACAGAGGAUCAACGGUUGUCUAGACUAACAAGACUGCGGAUCAUACAGGCAACUAAUGUCUUUGUUUCGUUGCACUGCCUCAAGAUGGUCAUCACACAGAAAUUUGCAGAAAUUGGCUACUAUCCGAUGCAGGUUAAAAGUGGAAUGCUGCUACUCAGGGAAACGGACAUCGCACGCGACCUGCUCCGAGUAAUACGUGGUGCGCCAUUUUGGGCUUUGCAAGUGAAUGGCGAGCCAUGCGUUGAGAAGAUCCGACUUAUUGGAGCUUGUCUUUUGGAAAUAAUCGAUCAACAUGAGACUUCGCCAUUGUCAGCUCGUGCGCGGAACGAUCUUUCAGUUCUGCUUGAUAUAUUGACCCGCCUUGAUUCAAGGGCAUCAGAUACUUUACGGCGGCUUUUGUGA
Messenger RNA from Penicillium olsonii, 1845 nucleotides. The record is from the annotation of a GenBank genome assembly. NCBI's taxonomy places the organism in Eukaryota, Fungi, Ascomycota, Eurotiomycetes, Eurotiales, Aspergillaceae.